AUGAAUACUAUGGACGUGGACUACUCACUGGGACCAUUCGCCUUUAGUGUUCAAUACUGUCGAGAUUAUUCAAAUGCAACUGGCAAGGAGGUCGAAGAUGCAUACAACAAAUAUAAAGACUUAUACAUUCAAUACCAUCAGGACAACCCCGGAACAACUACAAACUAUGGAAAGAAGUCUGAUGCGCUGCCAUAUACACCAAGAUUAGGGGGCCUCGGUGGUACUAAUUACAACUCCAAACAGAUUGAAGGAGGACGUGUUAACGCUUAUGAGGGUAUCGAUAUCAAUAAUCCUGAUAUCUGUUCUCGUGAAGAGACGCUUCGGAGGCUGGUUGAAACUCUACAUAACGAAGGUGUUUUGAUUGUGCGAUCGCCGCCCAUGGCUGGCAAGACUUCGCUGGCCCAAUUGUUAGAACAAUAUCUUCUUCGAGACAAUACUAUACGUGUUUUUCGUAUUUCACUUUUAUGGUUGAGAAGAAUCUCUGGUGGACCUUGGACAUUUGAAGAACGAUUUAAGGAACUUAUGAAUGGCACUACUUGGGAUCAAUUUGUGGAUGAGUGCAGGUUCAUUACAACAUUCCUCAUUGUCGAUGAGGUGCAGGUACUUUAUUCCAAAGGAGUUGGCGAGCCUUCACAUAAUGGUGGUCAUGUCUUUUGGAAUGUAUUCAAGGACUGCAAGCAGUAUGCUAACCUCUGCAUAGUUGCCUUCGCUGUGUACGGUUACCGAGAUGCCUGGGAUGGCCCGGCUCCCGGUGGCAUAAUGGACGUGUCUCCAAUUACCAUCCACCCUCGAAAUACCUGGAGUUUGGAAGAGGUGCGCUUCACUGAUGAAGAAUAUCACGACUACGUCUCACGCUUCUGCGAGAAGUAUCUUAACAUGAAUGAUGAUGAUACUUCAUGUCUUCAGCAAUACGUGUACAAUACGACAGAGCGCCAUCCAGGACUAGUCGCAUUCUUCAUGGGUAGUAUUAGAAAUCAUUUCACCCAACAACUGAGAUACACAAGAGAGGGAGAGAAACUGACAUGGGGCAACGUUUUCAAGUAUUUGAAGUCAUAUAAUUUCUGGACUACAGUAAUGGAUGGUGCUCGUGCAUACACAAAACUCAAGUAUCUAAGUGAUGAUGAGAAAUUGCUUUGUGAUAAUGUGUUUCGAUCUUCCGUUCAUAUCAGGGACGUAACAAGUGAAUCAAAGCGUUUGAUCAAAACAAACAUGCUUGUCGAAAAAAAUGAAAGACUCGAGUUUGCUGCACCUUACUUGUAUAUACUUUACAUGCAGGAGCGCUGGGGAUCUACCAACAGGGCGAUGGAAGCUCCCGAUGAUUUAAAAAGCUUUCUAAUUGAUACCUUCACUGUUAUGGACCCCAAGACAAUACAGAAAUCAUUUGGUGUCGGCAAAGACAACCGGCUUCUAGAACGCACUUGGCAGAUGGAAUUCUACCGGGCUGCCACUCAAGUCCUCCCUAAUACUGUCUAUAUUUCUCCUGACGUUGGAGCGGAUUUCGGUUCGCGCGGAUUUGUAGACUUCUAUGUGGAUGACGACCGAAACUGGGUGAUCGAGUUACUAAGAGAUGGGGAAAGGGCGAAAGAGCAUGAGAAGCGUUUCGAAGUAGAUGGUAUUUAUGCUAAAAUCCUGGAGAGUUCCAAGGAAUCAGUAAUAAUUGAUAUUCGAAAUCCUGACCUUUGCGACAGUCCUCCAGCGAAGAGUGAUGUACAUUUAUUCGGUAUUCAAGAUGAAGCAGUACGCGAACAAAUUAAUUACGUUCUUGAUGAAGACGAAAUUAUAGGGAAAGGUCCUAAUGGUACAUUGAGCAUGGUAUUCGAUGGAAUUAAGAGAUUGAAUAAAGGCGAAAAGCAUUUGAAGAUUACUUGCGAUAAUGCAGGAGGACAGAACAAAAAUAACGCUACCAUUUGA
Messenger RNA from Ambispora leptoticha, 1911 nucleotides. Lineage: Eukaryota; Fungi; Glomeromycota; Glomeromycetes; Archaeosporales; Ambisporaceae. The record is from the annotation of a GenBank genome assembly.